This is a messenger RNA of Apus apus (common swift), 4070 nucleotides long. RefSeq names its product XPC complex subunit, DNA damage recognition and repair factor (gene XPC). NCBI's taxonomy places the organism in Eukaryota, Metazoa, Chordata, Aves, Apodiformes, Apodidae. Gene Ontology annotation, molecular function: single-stranded DNA binding; damaged DNA binding. The transcript has 16 exons. Gene Ontology annotation, biological process: nucleotide-excision repair; mismatch repair. The coding region runs from base 17 to 2947 and encodes 976 amino acids. Gene Ontology annotation, cellular component: cytoplasm; nucleotide-excision repair factor 2 complex; XPC complex. The record is from RefSeq and is a predicted model, not a curated record.
UCCGCCGGGCAGCGCCAUGGCCAGAAAGCGGAGGGGAGCGGCCCGGCCCGCGGCGGCCACGAAGAGGCGGUCCGGGGGGCUGGGGACACCGCGGGGCGAGCUGGAAGGGGAGCCGGAGGAGGGUGAUUUUGAAGAGGAAAAGGUCAGUGUAAAGAAAAAUGGCUCGAAAGUUCCGACUAGAGAGGAGGAAGAGGAUGGUGUUACUGGGGUUUCCGACCCAGCAAAUGAGCCUUCAAAACAGAAAGGGGCAAAAUCACUAAUAAAAGAAAAUAAAAAAAAUACUAGAAAUAAAAGGAAUCGUAACAACGAAGAAAUGUGCAGUGACCCGCUGAUGCCCCCUCAGAAGGAGUUGAAGAAAGAAUCUCCUGUUAAAAAAGAAUCUCUCCCUCAGAAGGAGAUAAAGUUGAAGAAAGAAUCUCCUGUUAAAAAAGAGAUGGAUGAAGACAACGAUGAUGAUAAUGAAAGUGAAGAUGAAUGGGAGGAUGUAGAAGAACUCCAGGAACCUGCCACAGUUAAGUUAGAAGAAACUGCUUCUCUUCAAGCAGUGGUGCUGCCAAGCAAUCCUGUUGAGAUAGAGAUUGAAACCCCAGAACAGCUGAAGAAAAGAGAAAGGAGAGAAAAAAGGAAGGCUGAGUUUGAGAUCUAUCUCCGGAGAAUGAUGAAACGUUUUAGCAAGGAGGUUCGUGAGGACACACAUAAGGUUCACCUCUUGUGUUUAUUAGCAAAUGGUUUCUAUAGGAACAGGAUCUGCAGCCAGCCAGAACUUCAUGCCAUUGGUCUAUCUGUCAUCCCCACCCACUUCACUAAAGUGCCUGCUGACCACGUGGACCUUCUCUACCUUUCCAACUUGGUGAAAUGGUUUGUGGGAACCUUCACUGUCAAUGAUGAGCUUUCCACUGAAAAAGGAGAGUCCCUUCAGUCGACCUUGGAGAGGCGCUUUGCCAUCUAUGCUGCACGAGAUGAUGAGGAGUUAGUUCAUAUAUUUUUAAUUAUUCUGCGAGCAUUACAGCUGCUGUGUCGCCUCGUGCUGUCUUUUCAGCCUCUUCCUCUCAAGGAAACAGGAGCAAAGGGAAAAAGCUCAUCCAAGAGGCAGUCUCUCAGUGCUGCUUCCGAGGGGCAGGAGAGCUCAGCUGUAAUGCCCAAAGCUGAGGCAAAAAAAUGCCCCUGCAAAAAAGCCAAGCAGGAUGAGAAAUCCUCAGAGAGAGAAAAAGACAACAAGGAGCCAAAGAAACCCAAAACUGCUCAGACCAAAAGGUUGUGCAAGUCAAAGUUAACUACAGGCAGCCAAGAACAAAAAGAAUCGGGUAAUGAGGAGAGCAGUUUAGCAGAAAAAGAUGUUCUGGUCAGACCCAAGAAUGAUCGCCGGCGGCGAGUGGCCUCCAAAGUGUCUUAUAAAGAAGAGAGUGAAAGUGAUGAGGGCAGUGCCUCGGACUUUGAGAUUUCAGAGGAGGAGAGUGAUCUCUCUGAUGAGGAUUUUGUACCUGUCUCUAAAAGGCGGAAGAGCUCACUGGACUCCCAGAAUUCAAAGGUAACAGCUACAAAAAGCCCCAGAAUUGAGGCUUCGGAAUCAAGGCUGUCUAAAAAUUCAUAUGGAGCUGAGCCUAGGCCAGCAAAAAGUGCAGCUUCAGCCUUGCCUCAUGCACAGAGAAAGAGAAACAAAAUAAUUUCUAGUGAUGAAGAUGAUGGACAGCAGGAGGUAAGGAAAGCGAUGGGCACAGACCAGUGGCUGGAAGUUUUCCUUGAACAUGAGGAAAAUUGGGUGUGUGUAGACUGUGUUCAUGGCAGCGUUGGCCAGCCCCAGCUGUGCUUCAGGAAUGCCACGAAGCCACUUUCCUACAUUGUGGGAUUUGACAAUGAUGGGAGUGUCAGGGAUGUGACACAAAGAUAUGACCCAGUGUGGAUGACUGCAACAAGGAAGAGCCGCGUGGACCGUGAGUGGUGGGAAGACACACUUCAGCCAUAUAAAAGUCCCUAUGUGGAAAGAGACAUGAAAGAGGAAAAUGAGUUUCAGGUCAAGCUUCAAGAUCAACCUCUACCAACAGCAAUUGGGGAGUACAAAAACCACCCUCUUUAUGCACUGAAGAGACACCUCUUGAAAUAUCAGGCCAUUUAUCCUGAGUCAGCUGCUAUCCUAGGGUACUGCAGGGGGGAGGCUGUCUACUCCAGAGACUGUGUACACACACUGCACUCUAAGGACACUUGGCUGAAGCAAGCUCGGGUGGUGAGGAUUGGAGAAGUGCCUUACAAAAUGGUGAAAGGCUUUUCCAACCAGGCCAGGAAGGCACGCCUUGCAGAGCCCGCAAACCGGGACAAGGAGGACCUGGCUCUGUAUGGUCGCUGGCAGACAGAGGAGUAUCAGCCACCUGUAGCAGUGGAUGGAAAGGUUCCUCGGAACGAAUAUGGAAACGUCUAUCUCUUCCUGCCAUCCAUGUUACCCAUUGGCUGUGUGCAGCUGAGACUCCCAAAUCUGAACAGAUUGGCACGGAAGCUGGACAUUGACUGUGCUCAAGCCAUCACUGGCUUUGAUUUUCAUGGUGGCUACUCACACCCAGUUACUGAUGGCUACGUUGUCUGUGAGGAGUACAAAGAGAUCCUCAUUGCUGCCUGGGAGAAUGAGCAAGCAGAAAUAGAAAAGAAGGAGAAGGAGAAGCGUGAGAAAAGAGCUCAGGGGAAUUGGAAGCUGCUGACAAAAGGACUUCUCAUCAGAGAGAGACUGAAGCAACGCUACUCCAUCAAAACUGAGCCGUCAGCACCUGAGUCAGAGAAAGGAGCUGGAUUCUCUUCUGAUGAAGGAGGUCCAAGUUCAGAGACUGCAGUGGGGAACAUGGCCAUUUUUUGGCCCCAAAAUCGCCAGUUAGAGAAAAAAAAAGAAGAGAAGACAACCAGAAAGAGCAAGCGAGAAAAGAAAGAAGAAGCAGCACAGUUGUUCCCUUUUGAGAAACUGUGAUGGGAACAAGUGUUUCUUUGUCAUUUUCCAGAUGCAAGAACCCUAGUGACACCAGAAGUAUCACUUGCCAGUUAAGGACGUAGUCUCCCUGUGCACUGGUGUUUCUGAGCUAUCAAGGACCAGCCUAAUUCAGUAUCGAGUUUCUUUUGCUGUCACAGGUAAUUAGGUUCAUGCUUUUCUCCUUGGGCUUAGGAGAAGCAGAUGUGCAGUUGUACCUUCUGAGAAGAUCACUUUGAGCUGUUGAGAUUUUUUGCUCUCUUUUGCAUCAUUCAGCAUUAGAAAUUCUGUUUUCUGAGGCAUUCCUUUCAUUAGCACUGUAUUUUCCCAUUUUCAUCCUUUCCAUUUUUUCUGCAUGCCCAGAACUAAAGCAUGAGGCUGCUAUUUCACAGUCUGUGGUGAGCUGGCCAAGGUACUACUGACACCUUUGAUUCAUACUUUAUCCAAAUCAGUAAGACUUAGAACUUGACCUCACCACUAUCUCAUCAUCACAGAAGGGAAAACACUUCCUCUAAGGUGUAAAGAACACAAUCAAGCUGGGGAGGAAUCUGAAAAUGCACUUUAAAGAAUACCUGCCUUUUUGAAAACUUAAAUUUUGGCUUUUCAGCCUAUAACCUUCCUUUACUUUCAGAAAUCCUGUGCAUUAGAAGGGAGAAGCCGUGUCCUCAUUUCAAACUUAAGUUUAAAUAUGUCUUCUUAAGUCAUUUGAACGUAUUUCUAUUUGUUUUGUUUUACUCAAGACCAUGUGGAUAUGUUCUGGAGCAAAAACAUGUAAAACUGUCUGUCAGAAGCAAAACUCAUUGCAACCAGAGAGCUCUUGUAAAUGUUAUCCUGUAGCUAAACAAUUUAAAAGCUGUUAAGAGAGGAAUGUUAAAUCUACACAAGCUUUUCAUGCAGUUCUGUUAUAGAAAUGCUGAUCUGUCUUUUGCAGUGUUUUUAUAACUAAAUUACACUGACGCUGUCUCUUCAAAAAUAAAGGGGAAUACAGUCUAGUCAUUGCUGGACAUUGUUACAGAGGAAAGACUGAAAUGCUAGAAAGUGGCUUAUGUUUAAUCCUGGUCAGAUUAAAAAAAUAUAUCUAUUUUUGUACUGCAUUUAUAGAACAAAAUAAAGUAUGAAAGAAUAA